UUAAACAGAUGCUGCACUUAGAUUGCAACCAGCGCAUCACACCCUUGGAGGCUCUUCGGCAUCCCUUCUUUGACUCCAGCCUCUCUCAGAAUUCCUCCAGAGAUGCUUGCAUUGACAUGCAGAACAAAGAAGACCAAAGCCUGGUUCCAAAGCCUGGUUGCCAAUCAAAGAGCCCACACAGCAUUGACUGUGGUGUCCAAAACCCAGUUAAAUUACCUGAACAAACACCGCUCAACAUGUCAGUCAAAAAACCAUAUGUCCUCCCCAAUGAUCUUGAGAUUGCGGAAGGAACCAUGCUGGGAAACUCCUACAAAGUGGAGAAUUUCCUUGGAGAGGGCAGCUUUGGUUAUGUAACAAAAUGUCUCAAUACCCAAACCAACAAAGCAGUGGCUAUCAAAGUCAACAGGAAUGACCCUGAAAGUCUGGAACGGGCAAAAUUGGAAAUGUUCAUCCUCGAGCAGCUGCGAUGCUUGGAUCCAGACAGGUGCAACAUUGUGAAAUGGAAUGGUUUUUUCCUCGACAGGGAGCGUAUAUGCUUAAAUUUUGAACUACUCGAUCAAAGCCUAUUUGAUUACAUGAAGGACCGCAACAACCAAGGUCUUCCCAUAAGUGAGCUGAGGCCAAUUUUAUAUCAGCUGACAAAUGCCCUGUCCCACCUGAGUUCCAUGGGAAUAGCACACACUGACCUGAAACCAGAUAAUGUGAUGGUUGUGGACCGCCAUCAGUCUCCUAUCAAAGUCAAAAUUAUCGAUUUUGGACUGGCCCGUCCUGUGUCUUCAUUGAAUCCAUGUGACAAUCUGCAGACUGCUUGGUACAUGGCACCAGAGGUAAUGGUCAGUGCUCCAUUUAAUCAAGCCAUUGAUAUGUGGUCCCUGGGUCUGAUAGCUGCAGAGCUGGCCAUAGGACAGCCAGUCUACCCUGGUGAAACAGAAUUUGAUGUUCUCAGAUUCAUAAUAUGCACUCAGGGUCAGCCACCAGACUGUGUCCUAGACCGUGGAUUUGAUACAGAGCGUUACUUCAUACAAGAAAAUUGCGGCAAUCGGCACUGGAGAUUCAAGUCUGUACAAGAAUUUCAACAUGACGAAGGAUACCAAAUGCAAGAAACACGAUAUUUUAAGCUUAAGAGUCUUGAUGAUCUUGAGAAAUUAAUGAAAAAGAGAACGGGACACCAUAGUGGUCAGGAUUUGUUGGUCAGCCUGAUUAAACAGAUGCUGCACUUAGAUUGCAAUCAGCGCAUCACACCCAUGGAGGCUCUUCGGCAUCCCUUCUUUGACACUGGCCCCUCACAGAGUUCCUCCAGGAAUACUUGCAUUGACAUGCAGAACAAAGAAGACCCAAGCCUGGUUCUCUUUCAGCAGCCUUCCUAUUGCCAAUCAAAAACACCACACAGCAUUGUCAAAAACCCAGUUGAAUUACUUGAGCAAACACCACUCAACACGACAUUCAACAAACCAUCUGUCCUCCCCAAUGAUCUUGACAUUGUGGAAGGAACCAUACUGGGAAACUCCUACAAAGUGGAGGCUUUGCUGGGAGAGGGCUGCUUUGGUCAGGUAGCAAAAUGUGUCAAUAUCCAAACCAACAAAGCAGUGGCUAUCAAAGUCACUUGGGAAGACUCUGAAAGUCUGGAACAGGCAACAAUGGAAAUGUUAAUCCUCGAGAAGCUGCGAUGCUUGGAUCCAGACAGGUGCAACAUUGUGAAAUGGAAUGGCUUUUUCCUCGACAGGGGGAGAAUAUGCUUAAAUUUUGAACUACUCGAUCAAAGCCUAUAUGAUUACAUGAAGGACCGCAACAACCAAGGUCUUCCCAUAAGUGAGCUGAGGCCAAUUUUAUAUCAGCUGACAAAUGCCCUGUCCCACCUGAGUUCCAUGAAUAUAGUACACACUGACCUGAAACCAGAUAACGUGAUGGUUGUGGACCGCCAUCAGUCUCCUAUCAAAGUCAAAUUAAUUGAUUUUGGACUGGCCUGUUCUGUGUCUUCACUGGAUCCAACUCUCUGUGUGCAGCCUAUAUGGCGCAGGGCGCCAGAGGUAAUGGUCAGUGCUCCAUUUAAUCAAGCUAUUGAUAUGUGGUCCCUGGGUACGAUAGCUGUGGAUAUGGCCACAGGAUGGCCACUCUACCCUGGUGAAACAGAAUUUGAUGUUCUCAGAUUGAUAAUACUCACCCAGGGUCAGCCACCAGACUGUGUCCUAGACCAUGGAUUUGACACAGGGCGUUACUUCAUACGAGAAAAUUGUGGCAGUCGGCACUGGAGAUUCAAGUCUGAACAAGAAUUUAAACUUGACAAAGGACACCAAAUGCUAGAGCCACAAUUUUUUAAGCUUAAGAGUCUUGAUGAUCUUGAGAAAUUAAUGAAAAAGAGAACGGGACACCAUAGUGGUCAGGAUUUGUUGGUCAGCCUGAUUAAACAGAUGCUGCACUUAGAUUACAACCAGCGCAUCACACCCAUGGAGGCUCUUCGGCAUCCCUUCUUUGACCCCAGCCCCUCACAGAAUUCCUCCAGAGAUGCUUGCAUUGACAUGCAGAACAAAGAAGACCAAAGCCUGGUUCUCUUUCAGCAGCCUUCCUAUAGCCAAUCAAAAAGCGCACACAAAAUUGUCAAAAACCCAGUUGAAUUACCUGAACAAACACCGCUCAACAUGACAUUCAACAAACCAUCUGUCCCCCCCAAUGAUCUUGACAUUGUGGAAGGAACCAUACUGGGAAACUCCUACAAAGUGGAGGCUUUGCUGGGAGCGGGCUCUUUUGGUCACGUAGCAAAAUGUGUCAAUAUCCAAACCAACAAAGCAGUGGCUAUCAAAGUCAACAAGAACCGCUUAAAAAGUCUGAAACAGGCAAAAUCAGAAAUGUUCAUCCUCGAACAGCUGCGAUGCUUGGAUCCAGACAGGUGCAACAUUGUGAAAUGGAAUGGCUAUUUCCUCGACAGGGAGCGUAUAUGCUUAAAUUUUGAAUUACUCGAUCAAAGCCUAUUGCAUUACCUGAAGGACCGCAGAAACGAAGGUCUUCCCAUAAGUGAGCUGAGGCCAAUUUUAUAUCAGCUGACAAAUGCCCUGUCCCACCUGAGUUCCAUGGGAAUAGUACACACUGACCUGAAACCAGAUAACGUGAUGGUUGUGGACCGCCAUCAGUCUCCCAUCAAAGUCAAAUUAAUUGAUUUUGGACUGGCCCGUCCUGUGUCUUCACUGGAUCCAAUUGUCCGUGUGCAGCCUAUAUGGCGCAGGGCGCCAGAGGUAAUGGUCAGUGCUCCAUUUAAUCAAGCUAUUGAUAUGUGGUCCCUGGGUACGAUAGCUGUGGAUAUGGCCAUAGGAUGGGCACUCUACCCUGGUGAAACAGAAUUUGAUGUUCUCAGAUUGAUAAUACUCACCCAGGGUCAGCCACCAGACUGUGUCCUAGACCAUGGAUUUGAUACAGAGCGUUACUUCAUACAAGAAAAUUGCGGCAAUCGGCACUGGAGAUUCAAGUCUAAACAAGAAAUUAAACGUGACGAAGGAUACCGAUUGCAAGAAACACGAUAUUUUAAGCUUAAGAGUCUUGAUGAUCUUGAGAAAUUAAUGAAAAAGAGAACAGGACACCAUAGUGGUCAGGAUUUGUUGGUCAGCCUGAUUAAACAGAUGCUGCACUUAGAUUGCAACCAGCGCAUCACACCCUUGGAGGCUCUUCGGCAUCCCUUCUUUGACCCCAGCCCCUCAUAGAGUUCCUCCAGAGAUGCUUGCAUUGAUAUAGAAAACAAACAAACAAACAAAAAAAAAAUAAGACAACACAGAAGACCAAAUCCUUGUUCUGUCUCAGUGUCCAUCCCAUUGGACACAAAUGUAUACAAAAGCCCAAACAGCAUUGACUGGAGUGUCCAAAACCCUGCUGCAUACCUAAAUUCUCCACUGAGCAGCAACAAUGAAGAGUUUGACAUUAAAUUUUAAACCACAAACGAGAGUGGGCAAUUUAGCAGGAAAAGUGCAGAUGCCUUCCACUCCUGUUUCUGCUGAGCAAUCCGUUCUCAUCAAAUUUGCCCAAAUUGUCCACACAGCAAAACCCAGUACUAGUUGAGUUAUGAUUACACCGGCCCAUUAUUAAGUUGCUCCAAAAAAUAUCAUUUGGGCUUUGUUUUUUCUUUCUGUUUUCACUUUCCCCUCACCCACCAGGCGGUCGUGGCAGAUGGCCGUCCCUCUCUGAGCCUGGUUCUGCCGAAGGUUUCUUCCUGUCAACAGGGAGUUUUUCCUGCCCACUGUUGCCAAGUGCUUGCUCACAGGGAAUCACCUGAUUCUUGGGGUGGGGGACUCUUGUGGAAAUUGAAACAAGAAAGAAAGAAAAAGCCUAUUCAAUAACAGAUUUUAUAAUCUUGAUCUUGAACAAAUAACCAUCACAUUCAUCACAGUUUGUCUAUCU
Messenger RNA from Archocentrus centrarchus (flier cichlid), 4380 nucleotides. RefSeq names its product ribosomal protein S6 kinase alpha-6-like. The transcript has a single exon. NCBI's taxonomy places the organism in Eukaryota, Metazoa, Chordata, Actinopteri, Cichliformes, Cichlidae. Gene Ontology annotation, cellular component: cytoplasm; nucleus. The record is from RefSeq and is a predicted model, not a curated record. Gene Ontology annotation, molecular function: protein serine/threonine kinase activity; ATP binding; protein tyrosine kinase activity. The coding region runs from base 9 to 3689 and encodes 1226 amino acids. Gene Ontology annotation, biological process: peptidyl-serine phosphorylation; peptidyl-threonine phosphorylation.